UCUGCGCUGUAUAUUCUUUAUUUUCUGAAUGGUUGGGACGAGCCCACCCCUCAUGAGGUGCAUUACCUGUUUGAUCUUCGGACCAACCCUUCUCACAACAACUCAGGUUUCUUCCAUUUCUAUCACAGGCAUAGGGGGGUUACAUAUCUCAAUGGCAUCUCCCAUAAGUCAAACGCCGGGAAAUAUCAUAAGGAAUACUUCCUCACAUUGGAUAUUGAGGCCAACAACUUGGCUUUUACGCGCUCGGGUCCGUUUGAGCGACCAUUGCCUACUGAAGGGAUGUUUAGGCGGGCCAAGAAAUUGGCUAACAUGAGUCUUAAAGAGAAGGAUGUAAAAAAGUUGGUCACGCUGGACCUUCUUCAGAUGGUGAGUCUGGUGCCAUGUGAGCAGGAUCUGGUGGUGGAAAGUACCACCGGGGAGAACGACACGCCUGGUCAGUCUACCGAGGGCACAGAGCAAAUGACUGAUCGGCAUUCUCCUGGGCCUUCUCCGCUUUCCCGUAGACCUGGCGACUUAGUCAUUAGAGAGCCUGAUCCUCAGCGUAGAUCUACUAUUCCCGCUCAACCUGGGAAAGGAAAAGCUAUCCAGGUUGAAGGGGAACUUAGCUCAUCCUCGGACGACGAGGAUGAGUUCCUUGAUCAGAUCUUCAACGCAGAUUCAGACAUGUUCAGAGAUUGCGUUGCUUCAAAGAGGAAAACUGGUGAUGGAAGUGGCUCUAUGCCUCCACAGAAGAUUCAGAAGGUAGUACCGCCAAGUCAAGGGAGGCAACCUGGGGGACCGACUACACUUCCGCCAUUGACCCCCUCUUCCCUUCCUCCUUCUGCGAGCCUAACUCCUACUCACCAGGGUAGUUCGAGUGAGCUCUUUCGUGCUGUUAGCGACCUGGGCAAGGGGCUUCUUGAGGAUAUUGGCCGUGAUGCAUCGACGCUUCAAAGCCUAGACUCCUACCCUCGACUUAGUGUCGAAGUUGUCUUGAAGAGAGGACUCGCUCAAUUGAUGAAGUCACUUGUCACCAUUGGUCAUGCUCAGCUUCGAGCCGUAGAUUACAAGGAGCUGAUCAAGGUGCAGGACGAUCAACUGGUGGAGGCCAGGUCCAAGCUGGAGCAAGCAGAGAGAACUAUAGCUGAACGGGACGAGUCUCUCAAAAAGCAGGCUCAAAACAAUGCUUCCUUGACAACUCAAUUGGAGAAGCAAUCCCUUGAUAUUAAAGAGUUAGUUCGAGACAAUGAGAGGUUGAUUAGCGAGAACGAAGAGCUGAAGCAAGAAAAAGAGCUUGACUUGAUUCGCUUUGAGGAGGCCAGUUUUGACUGCUUCUAUAAGGUCUGGAAGCUGAACAAGCCUCUUAAUCUUGAUUGUUUCCCCAAGGAGGCCCAAGCAGAGGAUCUUGCCAGAUGUGAAGCAAGAGCCGCUGAAGAAGCUGCCAACCCUCCUGCACUCGCCCCAACCUGCUCUGCUAUAUCAUUUCGAGCGAGAGGAGCAGCUGAUGCAGAGGAGGGAGUCGAUCAACCCUCUAGAGGAGCUCGCCUGUGACUCCCUCUCAUAGUUCAUCACAGUCUACUUUACUUUGUAUUUUGUUGCUCGAACUAGUGAGCUAUUUUGACAUUUAGCACUUUACUCUUUCCUUGCUGACAAUUUCAAACUUCUAAGUUUUUAUUGUGCAUAGCAAAGUUUUUGGAUGCC
Molecule: messenger RNA, 1680 nt
Organism: Humulus lupulus (European hop)
Lineage: Eukaryota; Viridiplantae; Streptophyta; Magnoliopsida; Rosales; Cannabaceae
Exons: 3
Coding region: 280-1530 (416 amino acids)
Source: RefSeq, a predicted model, not a curated record